GACCGCGACUAAAACCCGACGGAGAAUGCGCAACCUCUCAAGCGAAUUACAAGGCCAGGUUGGCUUGAAAAUGGUCUCUAAGGCAACCUUACAUCAACAAAAAAGACCUCACCCUGUGAAAGAGAAAGUGAGGGAAGACUACCAAGGAGAAAAUGAGUGCUGAACGAAGUCGUCAUUGAACUGCAAAACUAAAGCGAUAUUUACAAUGCCAACGGCUCGAAAAUCAAGGUCUCACAGUGCUGCACGAGCAAAAAAGGGCAAAAGAAAGAAGUCCCCCAAAAAGAGGUCAUCUAGUGCCAAAACUGCCAAAAAAGAGGUGGAUAUUCUCAGUCCAGCUGCCAUGGAGAAUGCGUACUACAUUUCCCACAAUGCAGUGGAUUGCCUGGAAUUCAGAGGCUUCGGUUGGCCCGAAGCGACAAAGAAGAAAGGAAAGAAGGGCAAAAAGAAGAAGAAGAAAAAAUGAGUGUAAUCAGUCGUGCCAAUAUUUUUAAUAAAACAAACACAUUGUUCUGAU
Messenger RNA from Anguilla anguilla (European eel), 514 nucleotides. RefSeq names its product small lysine-rich protein 1. Bases 206 to 463 code for a protein of 85 amino acids. The transcript has 3 exons. The record is from RefSeq and is a predicted model, not a curated record. NCBI's taxonomy places the organism in Eukaryota, Metazoa, Chordata, Actinopteri, Anguilliformes, Anguillidae.